Anolis sagrei ordinatus is the source of this 4832-nucleotide messenger RNA. RefSeq names its product MAU2 sister chromatid cohesion factor (gene MAU2). The record is from RefSeq and is a predicted model, not a curated record. Gene Ontology annotation, cellular component: SMC loading complex; chromatin. Gene Ontology annotation, biological process: mitotic sister chromatid cohesion; maintenance of mitotic sister chromatid cohesion. Lineage: Eukaryota; Metazoa; Chordata; Lepidosauria; Squamata; Anolidae. Gene Ontology annotation, molecular function: double-stranded DNA binding; protein binding.
GGCCGUCAUUCGGGUCUUCGGCUGAGGUAAAUCCAAGAUGGCGGCGGUGGGAGCUUCGGGAGCGGAGACGGCGGUGUCUUCGGCCUCGACGCCAACGUCGACGUCGUCCGCAGUGGCGGUGGCUCCGUCUUCGUCGGCCUCGGCGCCUCAGCCUCCGGGAGGGAGUAGCGCGACGGCGCCACCUCAGCAGGCCGGCUCCGAGGCCGCUCCAGCCGGGGGCAACAACCCGGGCUCGGGCGGGUCUUCGUCCUCGGCUUCUUCCUCUGGCGGCGGGGCCUCGCCGUCCUCGUCGGAGUCGUGGUACGUGGCGCUGCUGGGCCUGGCCGAGCACUUCCGCACCUCCAGCCCGCCCAAAGUGCGCCUCUGCGUCCACUGCCUCCAAGCCGUGCUGCCACGCAAGCCCCCGGCCCGCGUCGAGGCCCGCACCCACCUCCAGCUCGGCUCCGUCCUUUACCACCACACCCGCAACGGAGAGCAGGCCCGCGGACACCUCGAGAAGGCCUGGCUGAUAUCGCAGCAUAUCCCACAGUUUGAAGAUGUUAAAUUUGAAGCCGCCAGCCUUUUGUCUGAGUUGUAUUGCCAAGAGAACUCUGUGGAUACUGCAAAGCCGCUGCUGCGUAAAGCCAUCCAAAUCUCCCAGCAGACUCCCUACUGGCACUGCCGCCUCCUGUUUCAACUUGCGCAACUUCACACACUGGAAAAGGAUUUGGUCUCUGCCUGUGAUCUUCUCGGGGUCGGAGCAGAGUAUGCCCGUGUGGUAGGAUCAGAAUAUACCCGAGCACUGUUUCUCCUGAGCAAAGGCAUGCUGCUUCUCAUGGAGCGGAAGCUGCAGGAGGUCCACCCGCUCCUCACGCUUUGUGGGCAGAUAGUUGAGAACUGGCAGGGGAACCCCAUCCAGAAGGAGUCGCUGCGGGUGUUCUUUCUGGUGCUGCAGGUAACACAUUACCUGGACGCUGGACAGGUGAAAAGUGUCAAGCCCUGCCUGAAGCAACUCCAGCAGUGCAUCCAAACCAUCUCCACCCUCCAUGAUGAUGAGAUCCUUCCCAGCAAUCCUGCUGAUCUCUUCCACUGGCUGCCCAAGGAGCAUAUGUGUGUGCUGGUUUACCUGGUCACGGUGAUGCAUUCCAUGCAGGCUGGCUAUUUGGAGAAGGCGCAGAAGUACACUGACAAAGCACUGAUGCAGCUGGAGAAACUAAAAAUGCUGGACUGCAGCCCAAUCUUAUCAUCCUUUCAAGUGAUCCUGUUGGAGCACAUCAUCAUGUGUCGCCUUGUCACAGGUCACAAAGCAACCGCCUUGCAGGAGAUCUCCCAGGUUUGCCAACUAUGCCAGCAGUCUCCCCGGCUGUUCUCGAAUCACGCAGCUCAGCUUCACACUCUUUUGGGUUUGUAUUGCAUCUCUGUCAACUGCAUGGACAAUGCCGAAGCCCAAUUCACUACAGCGCUCAGGUUGACCACACAUCAGGAAUUGUGGGCUUUCAUCGUGACCAACCUUGCCAGCGUCUAUAUUCGGGAAGGGAACCGGCAUCAAGAGCUAUACAGUUUAUUGGAAAGGAUAAAUCCCGACCACAACUUCCCUGUGAGCUCCCACUGCCUUCGUGCUGCCGCCUUCUACAUCCGUGGGCUCUUCUCCUUCUUCCAAGGGCGCUACAAUGAAGCCAAGCGGUUUUUGCGGGAGACCCUGAAGAUGUCAAACGCGGAAGACCUGAACCGGUUGACGGCCUGCUCCUUGGUCCUUCUGGGCCACAUCUUCUAUGUUUUGGGAAACCAUCGGGAGAGUAACAACAUGGUGGUGCCGGCCAUGCAGCUGGCCAGCAAGAUUCCGGAUAUGUCUGUGCAGCUGUGGUCCUCGGCCCUCUUACGAGACCUAAACAAAGCCUGUGGGAAUGCCAUUGAUGCCCACGAAGCGGCCCAGAUGCACCAGAACUUCUCCCAGCAGCUGCUGCAGGACCACAUCGAGGCCUGCAGCCUCCCGGAGCAUAAUCUCAUCACGUGGACUGAUGGGCCUCCCCCGGUGCAGUUCCAAGCCCAGAACGGACCCACCACCAGCUUGGCCAGUUUGUUGUGAAGGAGAUUUCAGGCAAACCUUCUCUGGGAGAGAGAAAGAGACAAUGGGGUCUUUUCUUCAUACUUGGCAUUUUUUAAAAAGAGAAAAAAAAAAACAUGACGGACUGCAGCUUCCGAAGGACUUUCCUCUGUCACCGGAAGCUCUUUUUAAAGGUCUUGCUGUACAUAGAUAUGUAUAUUUGCAUGUUGUGUGUGUGCAAGAGAGAGAGAACCAGGUCUCCUCUUCUUUUUGAGACUUAGAUUUGUACCAUUUUUUGUGAUUUUUUGAAGGCGGAAAUGCUGUGUUUUCAUCAAGGACUGACCCACAGUGGAGUACUGGCCUUUAUCCACAUUUCAGGUGCUCCUUUUGUAUUCCUGAAACUGGUCUUCUUGGAUCCCUGCAAGACGAUAAAGCAGUCCCAAGAGCAACGUCUUCCCUUUUGUGACUCUAUUGGGACGGCUUUGCUCUUUGUCCCGUUAUCUGACAUCUAGCCCUUUGUGUUGUCGAAGACUUUUAUGGCCGGAAUCACUGGGUUGCUGUGCGUUUUCUGGGCUGUCUGGCCAUGUUCUAGAAGCAUUCUCUCCUGACCCUUUGCCCACAUCUAUGGCAGGCAUCCUCAGAGGUUGUGAGGUGUGUUGGAAACGAGGCAAGUGGGGUUUUUAUAUCUGUCUGUCUGUGGAAUGAUGUCCAGGGUGGGAGAAAGAACUCUUGUCUGUGUGGGGCACGUGUGAAUGUGGCAAUUGGCCAGUUUGAGUAGCAUUCAAUAGCCUUGCAGUUUCAAAGCCUGGCUGCUUCCUGCCUGGGGGAAUCCUUUGUUGGGCAGUGAUUAGCUGGCCCUAAUUAUUUCCCGUCUGGAAUUCCCCUGUUUUCUGAUUGUUUCUCUUUAUUUACUGUCCUGAUUUUAGAGGGUUUUUUAAAAUACCAGAUUUUGUUCAUUUUCAUGGUCUCUUCCUUUCUGUUGAAAUUGUCUACAUGCUUGUGGAUUUAAAUGGCUUCUCUGUGUAGUCUGAAAUUGUGGUUGUGAGAGUGGUCCAGCAUUUCCGUGUUCUCCAAUAAUAUGCUGUGGCCAGGUUGGUUCAUCAAGCGCUCUGCUAUGGCCAACUUGAUUCCCCCAGGCAGGAAGUACCCAGGCUUUGAAGGUGCAAGGCCUUUCAGUGAUAAUCAACCUGGCCAAUUGCAACAUUCACACUUGCCUCCAACAGACCAGAAUUCUCUCUCACACCCUGGACAUUGUUCCACAGAUACAGGAACUCCACUUGCCUAGUUUCCAACAGACCUCUCAAUUUCUGAGGAUGCCUGCCAUAGAUGUGGGUGAAACGUCAGGAGAGAAUGCUUCUGGAACAUGGCCAGACAGCUUGGAAAACUCACAGCAACCCUAUGUUAAUAUUAUUAUGUUGCCGUUUUAUCUUGUGCUUCCAGUGAAUCCAAAGGGACGGAUGAUCACACUAUUCUAGAAAUUAGGCCUUCUGUCAUCAGUGCUCCUUUCCUGAUUAGAAUUAAUACCAAUUAUGUCCAGUAUUAACUUCAUUCAAACAAUUAUGCCAAAUGAGAGAGGAGUUUGGCAAAUGCACUUAAACUUUCUAUUGUUUAUGUGUGAGUUGCAGAAUCCAGGCUUUUCUGGUGCUGAAUUAUAUUUUAAUGUAGGGGCACAACCUUGCUUUGAAUACAAAUUAAUAUUAAUUAAUGCAAUUAAUAAAAACAAAUAAUAUUAAAUGAUACAAAUUAAUACCAAAUGAUGCAAAUUUGUAUUAAUGAAUACAAAUGAAUUGAUAUUAUUUAAUACAAAUUAAUUGGUAUUAAUGAAUACAAUUAAUAAAAAUAAAUAUUAGGUGAUACAAAUUAAUACUAAAUGAUGCAAACUGAUAUUAAUGAAUACAAAUUAAUGGAUAUUAUUUAAUACACAUUAAUUGGUAUUAAUACAAAUGAAUAUUAAUACAAAUUAAUUGGUAUUAAUACAAUUAAUAAAAACCAAAAUUUUAGAUGAUACAAAUUAAUAUCAAAUGAUGCAAAUUGACACUAAUACAUUAAUUAGUACAAAUUAAUUGAUAUUACAAUAAAUAUUAAUACUAAUUGAUAUUAAUACAACUUAAUUGAUAUUAUUUAAUAGAAAAUAAUAUUAAUAAAAAUUAAUAUUAAUACAAUUAAUAAAGAAAAAUAUCAAAUUAUACAAAUUGAUAUUAAUACAAAUUAAGAAAGAUUAAUUGAUAUGAAUUAAUUCUAAUAUGUAUUUCUAAAGGCAAGAGUUUACCCUGUACCCGUACUAGCAAAUCCCUACUUAUGGAUUUUAUUCUAAUCAAGAGUAUUUAUUGCCUCCAGAAAGCAAAAAACAGGAGCAUCAAGUUUGUGUUCCUCUUCAGGACUUUUAUGGGGAUUUCUCAAGAUCAUGCUUUAGGGAUUCCCAGGCUGUUUUAUUGUUUUGGUAGUGAGCAGAUGUCUUAGGAAAGGAAAUAAUCUCUCCUAUUACCCCUAACUUGGGCCCUCACGGUGUUUUUGACUUCGGCUCCCACAAUUCCUUACAGCCUAGAGGGCCCAAGUUUGCCCAUGGCUGCCCUAAAGAAUGUUGGCCAUUGCCGAACAAAACCUAGAAUUAUUGUCGAUGAUCCGUGUUUUAGUCAAUGUGUACAGUUUUAUCUUUUAGCCUUGAAUCUUUCCUAGCGAUGGAUAUGCGAAGCAUAAAGAACUAUGCAAAAAGGGGAAGCAGUUCAUUGGGUCUUUAUUUCUUUGUAACCUCUGAAACUUCUAGUCCUCAUGGCUGAGAUCUCCCCAUUAAAUAUAAUGGCAGCUUAAA